AUGGAAGAGUUUAAUGAGGCGAUUGGAAGUUGUGGGUUGUCGGAGGUGCCUUUUGAUGGUGCUGCGUUUACAUGGACGAAUGGCACGGUGUGGCAGCGUUUGGAUAGGGCCUUGAUGAAUCGGGAGUGGGCGGAUGGGUUUGAUCUCUCGCAUGUGUCCCAUCUGGCCAGGGGCCGUUCGGACCAUGCGCCUCUAUUGAUCUGUUGCCAGAAUGGGGGUCCUCCCAAAUGUUCGUUUAAAUUUCUAAAUGUGUGGCGGGGUCAUCCUGGGUUUCAGGAGGUGGUUCAGCGUGAAUGGGGGAAGACAGUGGAGGGCGAGGGGAUGGCAAAGUUCUAUAAUAAAUUGAGAUUGGUGAAGGCUGGUCUACGGGUUUGGAAUGCUGAGGUGUUUGGAAAUAUAUUCUCCAAGGUCAAGGAGGCUGAGGUCAUUAUGAAACAGCGUGAGGGGGAGUUUGAUAUGAGCCGCGAUCCGGCAGCCAGGGCUUCACUGGAGGAGGCGAAGGCGGUGUAUGCGCGAGAAUCGGCAGCGGAAUGUGAGUAUUGGAGGCAGAAGGCGGGUGUCAAGUGGUUACAGGCUAUUCGGGGUUCAGCUGUGGAGUUCGUAUCCUCGUUGUUUGCUUCUGAGCAACAUGGGUGGCAGCCGCCAUCGGUUCCCUUCACGGUUCCCCAGUUGUCGGCAGAGGAUAAUGGGUUGCUUGCGGCACUCCCUGAGAUGGAAGAGGUGCGAGAGGUGAUUUUUGGAAUGGAGGCGGAUAGUGCUCUGGGGCCGGAUGGUUUUGGGGCAGGUUUUUAUCAAGGGUGUUGGUCGAUUAUUAAGUUGGAUUUGCUGGAGGCGGUGAAGGCCUUUUUUCAGGGUAUGUGUUUGCCUAGGAGUUUCACUAGUACUUCUAUUGUCCUUCUGCCUAAGGUGGCGGGGGCAUCGUGCUGGAAAGACUUUAGGCCAAUAAGUUUGUGCAACACUUGUUCCAAAAUUAUUUCAAAGGUGGUUGCUCGUCGGUUGGGGAGGGUGCUCCCGUCGCUAGUCUCCCCGUGGCAGACAGGUUUCGUUCCUGGCCGAGGGAUAACGGAUAACAUUCUGCUCACUCAGGAGUUAGUGAUGGAUUUAGACAGGCGCUUGCGGCAUCCGAACAUCAUGCUUAAGUUGGAUAUGGAGAAGGCUUAUGACAGAGUGGAGUGGCCAUUUCUGUUGUUUAUGUUGAGGCAAUUUGGGUUUCAGGAGCGGGUGGUGGAUAUUUUCUUUAGGUUAGUUUCUAAUAAUUGGUUUUCGAUUUUGGUAAAUGGAGAGGCUGCGGGUUUUUUCAAGUCGUCACGGGGUGUUCGGCAGGGGGACCCAGUUUCACCGGGUCUGUUUGUGUUAGUGACCGACUUCUUGGGCCGUGGCUUGCACCACUUGUUGCUUAGUAGGCCGGGAAGGCUUUUUGUGUCGGCGGGGUCUCAGGUGCCUUAUCUCGCCUUCGCGGACGAUAUGCUUAUCUAUACGCGGUGUUCUGAGGACUGCCUGAAUGCAAUAAAGGGGUUUUUGGAGGGGUACCAACAGGCUUCAGGCCAGAGGGUGAAUGUCAAUAAGAGUGCUUUCAUCUUGGCGUCGGGAGCGACUGAGGCGCAGGAGCAGAUGGUAACGAGGGUCUUGGGGUUUCAUCGGGCUCGGUUCCCUUUUACAUAUUUGGGUGCCCCUAUUUAUAAAGGGCGGUGUCUCAGUUUGUUGUUCGACGGUAUUGAGGCAAAAAUGCGGGGCCAUCUUGGACACUGGAGUACUAAAUUGCUUUCGUUUGGGGGGAAGAUGGUUUUAAUUCGACAUGUUCUAGCGUCGUUGCCUAUGUAUUUGCUUCAGGUGUUGAAUCCUCCUAAGGCGGUUUUCAUCCGGUUGGGCAACAUUUGUAAUUCCUUUUUGUGGGAUCAAAGGGGGGAGAAGCGUAUGCAUUGGGCCUCAUGGGAGAAACUGUGUUUUCCUUCAGAGGAAGGGGGUCUGGGGUUUAGAUCGUUUAGGGACAUGUCUCGGGCUUUUGCGGCUAAGCUAUGGUGGCGAUUCCGGAGUGGUGACUCUAUUUGGGCGGAAUUCAUGCAUGCAAAGUACAGUUCGGGUUGUCAUCCGUUGGAGGACUCGUCUGUGCGGCCUUCAAGGACUUGGCGCCGCCUUGAGGCGAUCAGGGUGGUUGUGGAGCCGAAGAUUAGGUGGUGUAUAGGGGAAGGCCUGGUGGACUUCUGGAAGGAUCGAUGGGCUUUAGAUAAUCCGUUGGAAGAGGUGGUGGUGGGUGCGGGGCAUCCGCAUUUUCUUGUGUCUGAAUUUUUAACCAGGGAUGGUUGGGAUGAGGCUCGUCUUGCUCAGUGGGUGCCGGAGUCGGUUAUCGGUGUGAUAAGGGACAUCCCAUUUGAGGUUUCUCAGAAGGAUAGAUUGGUUUGGGCGCCUUCUUCAUCGGGUCUUUUUUCAGUAAACUCGGCGUGGGAGUUUCUUCGGCAACGGAGGUGUCCAUCCUUGGUUGACUCUCUCCUUGGGCAGCCAGCUUUGCCAGCAAAAAUGGUGUUUUUAGCGUGGCGCUUGGUAAGGAAGUUCAUUCCUUUGGAUGUGGUGUUGAAGUCGCGAGGGGUGAUGAUUCCUUCCUGGUGUGGGUGUUGUUAUGGGGAGGAGGAGGAUCUCUUGCAUGUGUUUGUGACUGGGCCGAUUGCUUCCCAAGUUUGGACGAGGGUGUCGCGUAGGUUUGGGUUUCAGAUGAGAAAUUGCUCUACCAUGGCUUCGGUUUUCAUUGCUUGGUUUCUAUCUUCCGAUACAUCGUCCAAGAAUCAUAUUAGGGUGAUAGUGCCAAUUGUGGUGUGUUGGCUUCUUUGGAGGGCUAGGAACCAGGAGCGCUUUCAGGGGGGCCGGUGGGAGGUCAACCGGAUAAUUUGGGAUGUGGAGAAUUUUAUAGAACAGUUGGGGAGGGCAAAUAAGCUUAGGGGGUUUCAUUUCAAGGGGGAUAAGGAUUGUGAGUGGCGGCGGUUGGUCAGCGGUCCUGCCAGGCGAAGUUCCCCUCGGGCGAUUGCCUGGGAAAAGCCUCCCUGUGGAGUGUUUAAAUUGAAUACAGAUGCUAGUGUGAUUAACGGGAGGGCCAUGGGUGAUGGGCUGGUGCGUAACUAUCAGGGGAAAUUGAUUUUUGCCUUUUAUAAGGAGUUCGGGGAGCACGGGGUGCUUGAGGCAGAGUGCUUGGCGCUUCUGGAGGGGUUGCAGUUGUGUCUUCAAAGGGGGCUGGUUCCUUCGCUAGUUGAGGUCGACUCCAAGGUUUUGGUUCAUUUAGUGGUAUCUGGGGCGGUUGCGAAGUGGCCACUAUGUAACUCUCUAAGGAAGGUGAGACGUUUUUUGGAGGGUUUUCCGGCUACCAUCUCACAUGUUUUCCGGGAGGCCAACGGUCCCGCUGAUAGGCUUGCAGCGGUUGGGUUAACUGGUUCUCAUGUGUUUGAGGAGGGUUCACAUUUGCCGGCAAUUGUUAGGUUGGCCAUAGUUCUGGAUUCCCUGGGAGUGCCAGGGGUGCGGUGGUUAUCUGAGGAUGGGUAG
Coffea eugenioides is the source of this 3525-nucleotide messenger RNA. RefSeq lists its product as uncharacterized. The record is from RefSeq and is a predicted model, not a curated record. The coding region runs from base 1 to 3525 and encodes 1174 amino acids. The transcript is spliced from 2 exons. Gene Ontology annotation, molecular function: nucleic acid binding; RNA-DNA hybrid ribonuclease activity. NCBI's taxonomy places the organism in Eukaryota, Viridiplantae, Streptophyta, Magnoliopsida, Gentianales, Rubiaceae.